UCUUCCCUUCGCCAACGGAUAUGGAAACCAGAUAAGAGUCGCCACUCUUUUCCUCCCUUCUUCUCAGCUCUCCCUCACCGAAAAUGGCGGCUUUCACUUCCCCGGCUUCUCUCUCCUUCCUCUCCUCUUCACUCUUCACCGCCUCCUCUCACAAAACCCUCAAAUCCGUCACCCUCUCGCGACCCAAUUCCUUGAAACCCCUCUCCGUCACCUGCGAGCUCGCCACCCUCCCGGUCCUCAACUUCUCCGGUGAGAAGGUCGGCGAGACUUACCUCGACCUCAGGUCUGCGCCGCCAGAGACGGCCCGCGCAGUCGUGCACCGGGCCCUCAUCACCGACCGCCAGAACAAGCGCCGCGGCACCGCCUCCACGCUCACUCGCGGCGAGGUCCGCGGCGGCGGCAGGAAACCCUACCCCCAGAAGUCGACGGGCCGGGCCCGCCGGGGUUCCCAGACUACUCCGCUCCGCCCCGGCGGCGGCGUCGUGUUCGGCCCCAAGCCGAGGGACUGGUCCAUCAAGAUCAACCGGAAGGAGAAGCGGCUCGCGAUCUCGACCGCGCUGAGCAGCGCGGCCGGGAGCAUGACGGUCGUGGAGGACUUCGGGGACAAGUUCGCGGUGCCGAAGACGAGGGAUUUCACGGAGGCGAUGCGGCGGUGGGGGUUGGACCCGAAGGAGAAGUCGAUGUUCCUGAUGACGGAGGUCGCGGACAACGUGCAGCUCUCAAGCCGGAACAUCGGGACUCUUAAGAUGCUGACGCCGCGGACCCUGAAUUUGUUCGAUAUCUUGAAUGCGGACAAGUUGGUGCUCACGCCUGAGGCUGUGAAUUUCUUGAAUGCGAGGUAUGGGGUCGAUUCCGAAGGCGACAGCGAAGAGGAUGGAGAUGAAGAGGAGGUGGUCGAGGAAGGAGGUGAGCCUGAUGAGAACUGAUUAGGAUGACGCUGAGCACAAGAUUCCCUCAACCAUUUUUGAGCUCCCCUGAUCUGAUGACACUUGAAGCUAUACUCUGCUAUGGGUAUCCGCCUUUUUUGGCAAUUUGAAAUUGCUGCAGAUCUGGCUGAGGGUGGUAACUUUCCGUCGAAUUCUUCGAUAUUCAAAUUCAAUUGUAUGAAAUGUGUUGUAGUGAAGGUUUUUUCACUGCAUAAUUCUUUCUGUGCGAUUUGUUCU
Messenger RNA from Rhodamnia argentea, 1163 nucleotides. RefSeq names its product 50S ribosomal protein L4, chloroplastic. Gene Ontology annotation, molecular function: structural constituent of ribosome. The record is from RefSeq and is a predicted model, not a curated record. Gene Ontology annotation, cellular component: ribosome. Gene Ontology annotation, biological process: translation. The transcript has 2 exons. Lineage: Eukaryota; Viridiplantae; Streptophyta; Magnoliopsida; Myrtales; Myrtaceae. The coding region runs from base 84 to 926 and encodes 280 amino acids.